ACCGGAAAUGCAUUUUUCGACGGAUUUGCAAUUUGAGUUUAUCACGACGUGAAAGCGGAGUUUUUUUAGUAUUUUGAACCUAAUAAAAGUUGUAGUUAGGUCAUCAGCUGUCCAACCAAAGCAUUGUAUGUUGCACUUGCAUCGAAAGCGAAACGGAAGUCUGUACUUUUUCACACGACCAGCAGAAGGACGAUCGGAUAGUAGUUUAUCCAAAAACAGAAACCGAAACACUUACAACUAUCUUCACGAAGAAGAAGUAGUCUUCGUUUUCAUCGUCUCACCUUGUAACGACGACAUUUUUACCUGCGACACUGCCGGAAAAAUUAUUCCCAGAAAGUUUUUUCUAUCCAACACAAUGUACAACUCUUACUCACUGUAUCUUUGUAAUUUAUCGAUUUGUUGAUGUUGGUGCACCACCAGAUAUUUAUGAAUAUAUGCUGCUUGACUUGUUUUGGCUGUUCUGCAACGCUGCAAGGCAUCUGGCGGCACCGGAUGUUAGCUAUGGUAGGAUCUCUGUCCUCUUGGGAAGAUGCUCGACUAAGGACCGCUACUUUUGGUUCCCUCACCGCUCCUUCACGAUGACAAAAAAAUGCACCAGUAAAGUAUUCCUUAGUGCAGCGGGAAGAGAUUUCAGAAAAGCAACUGUGGUAUUUUAUGGUGCGAGAGCCAGAACAACGAGAACGAGGAGCACGACCAAGGCACUAUCAGCGUCGCACCUGUUUGACGAGUUAAAGUUGCAACUUCCAGAGCGACUACCUCGCUUUUGUCGAAAGUGAGAAAGUUGCGUUGCACUUCUAGUAGCCGAGGCUCGUGCAGUUAGUUUGGCGAAAAAUACGCAAGAGGCGGAGACGACGGGAAAUACGAUUCGGAGGCUUCUGGUGUAUGCCAAAACUCCCUUCUAGAGGUCUUGUUUACUACCCUCCCAGGUGGUUUCAGGUAGAGAAAUAAUUAUCAUCCAUUGUGCUCAUAAAUGAUUUUUCUGUUCUCCAACGAUCAUAUCGUCCCUGCACUCGCUGACCAAGCCUCAAAAUCGAUUCUGCAGCAUGCAGGGCAAUGGAC
Amoebophrya sp. A120 is the source of this 1059-nucleotide messenger RNA. NCBI's taxonomy places the organism in Eukaryota, Dinophyceae, Syndiniales, Amoebophryaceae. The record is from the annotation of a GenBank genome assembly.